Molecule: messenger RNA, 1815 nt
Organism: Arabis nemorensis
Lineage: Eukaryota; Viridiplantae; Streptophyta; Magnoliopsida; Brassicales; Brassicaceae
Source: the annotation of a GenBank genome assembly
AUGUCAGCCGCCGCAGCAUCGUCGUCGAUCUCCGUCGCUUCAAAUCCGAUCAAAAGCUUGACUAUCUCCUCCAGAUCGCCACUCCCAACCGCAAUCUCCUCCGUCGCUUUCCCUUCUCGCAACCACCGCGAUACUCCUAAUCGCCGUCUCAUUCUCGUGACGUGUACCGCUGGAGAUGGAUCUAAACCUACGAUUCUCGUCGCUGAGAAGCUAGGUGAAGCUGGGGUAAAGCUUUUGGAGGAUUUCGCGAAUGUGGAUUGUUCGUAUAACAUGACUCCUGAGGAGCUCAACACGAAAAUCUCGCUCUGUGAUGCGUUGAUUGUUCGUAGUGGGACUAAGGUUGGUCGUGAGGUGUUUGAAUCGUCUCGUGGACGGCUUAAGGUUGUUGGACGCGCUGGUGUUGGGAUUGAUAAUGUGGAUCUGAGUGCAGCGACGGAGUUUGGGUGUUUGGUCGUUAACGCACCGACGGCGAACACGAUCGCUGCCGCUGAACAUGGAAUCGCACUUUUGGCCGGCAUGGCUAGGAACGUUGCUCAAGCUGAUGCUUCUGUUAAAGCUGGAGAGUGGAAGAGGAACAAGUAUGUUGGUGUUUCACUUGUGGGGAAGACUCUUGCAGUGAUGGGAUUCGGUAAAGUUGGAACGGAAGUUGCUCGUCGUGCUAAAGGUCUUGGUAUGCGUGUCAUUGCUCAUGAUCCUUAUGCACCAGCAGACCGUGCACACGCCAUUGGUGUUGAUCUAGUGAGCUUUGAUGAAGCCCUUGCGACUGCGGAUUUCAUUUCUCUGCAUAUGCCUCUUACGCCAGCGACAAACAAGAUACUUAAUGACGAAACCUUUGCCAAAAUGAAGAAAGGAGUUCGCAUUGUCAAUGUUGCUCGUGGUGGUGUCAUAGAUGAAGAUGCGUUAGUGAGAGCUCUGGAGUCUGAAAUUGUUGCUCAGGCUGCACUUGAUGUUUUCACUAAAGAGCCACCGGCUAAAGACAGCAAGCUCGUGCAGCACGAGAGAGUCACUGUGACACCUCAUCUUGGAGCCAGUACCAUGGAGGCUCAGGAAGGAGUUGCCAUCGAAAUUGCUGAAGCUGUUGUUGGAGCUCUGAAUGGAGAGCUUGCUGCUACUGCUGUCAAUGCACCGAUGGUUUCUGCUGAGGUUCUGACCGAGCUGAAACCAUAUGUGAUACUAGCUGAGAAACUUGGGAGACUAGCUGUGCAACUGGUGGCUGGAGGAAGCGGCGUGAAAAACGUAAAAAUCACAUACGCCUCAGCACGAGCCACAGACGAUCUUGACACAAGACUUCUACGAGCCAUGAUCACCAAGGGAAUCAUUGAGCCAAUCUCUGACGUAUAUGUCAACUUGGUCAACGCCGAUUUCACAGCCAAACAGAGAGGUCUCAGACUCUCAGAGGAACGUGUGCUUUUGGACGGAUCACCAGAGAGCCCGUUGGAGACAAUAAAUGUUCAGCUAAGCAACGUAGAGUCCAAAUUCGCCAGUGCGUUGUCUGAUACAGGAGAGGUCAAAGUGGAAGGAAGGGUUAAAGACGGAGUCCCGCAUUUGACGAAGGUUGGAUCUUUCGAGGUCGAUGUGACACUUGAAGGUAGUAUCAUAUUGUGCAGGCAGGUUGAUCAACCCGGUAUGAUCGGGACAGUCGGAAGCAUCCUUGGAGAGUCUAACGUCAAUGUUAACUUCAUGAGCGUUGGAAGAAUCGCACCGAGGAAGCAAGCGAUUAUGGCGAUUGGAGUAGAUGAUCAGCCAAGCAAGGAAACUCUUAAGAAGAUUGGGGAAAUUCCAGCGGUCGAGGAGUUUGUUUUCCUUAAGCUCUAG